AUGAAGUUCUUCGCUGUCGUUACUCUUGCUCUUUCCGCCGUUGCCUCGGCUGAGCUCACCAAGGUCGUGAGACGCCAGGUCUCCACCCAAGACGCCGCUAUGACGGACGCCAGCGGUAACAUCGUUCCUUUCAGCUCAUCUGGUGUCAACAUGGCUUCUACCAAAGCAGGCUUGUAA
This is a messenger RNA of Truncatella angustata, 177 nucleotides long. RefSeq lists its product as uncharacterized. The record is from RefSeq and is a predicted model, not a curated record. Bases 1 to 177 code for a protein of 58 amino acids. NCBI's taxonomy places the organism in Eukaryota, Fungi, Ascomycota, Sordariomycetes, Amphisphaeriales, Sporocadaceae. The transcript has 2 exons.